AAGAUAACUCCGCGAGAACUGUUUUUAUUGUUGCAAAGGUGUGGGAAUAGCAAUAGUCGAAACUCUAGUUUUACAAACUAUUGCUGCCCUCACAUACGUUAAUGUGCUAGUUAGUUAGCUAGCUAGCCCAACUUAGUGUUGCUGCUAUCCUGUUAGAUAUGCAUUUUAAAAGAGAUUUAGCACUUGUCUACAACCAACUCUACAGAUACAGAUUUGUGUUUUUUAUAGUAUGAAGUCAGUGGAGGACCAAGUUGUAGAAGAUGAGGCAGGGUAUCAAGAUGACGAGGUAUCUUUCUUCCAAGACAUCGAUCUUCUACAGAAAUAUGGGAUUAACAUGGCUGAUAUCAAGAAGCUGAAGUCUGUGGGAAUUUGCACGGUAAAAGGGAUUCAGAUGACCACACGGCGUGCGCUCUGCAAUGUAAAGGGCUUAUCUGAAGCAAAAGUGGACAAAAUAAAGGAAGCUGCUGGGAAGUUGUUGAUCACAGGAUUUCAGACAGCUUCUGAAUACAGCAUGAAAAGGAGACAGGUGUUCCACAUCACAACAGGCAGUUUGGAAUUUGAUAAACUUCUUGGAGGGGGAAUAGAGAGUAUGGCAAUUACUGAGGCUUUUGGAGAGUUCAGAACUGGUAAGACACAGCUCUCUCACACACUGUGUGUUACAGCUCAGCUUCCUGGUGAGGAUGGAUACUCUGGAGGGAAAGUGAUUUUCAUUGAUACUGAAAAUACUUUUCGUCCAGACAGACUGAAGGACAUUGCAGAAAGGUUCAAUGUGGAUCAUGAAGCUGUGCUUGAUAAUGUACUGUAUGCCCGUGCCUAUACAAGUGAACAUCAGAUGGAGUUGUUAGACUUUGUUGCAGCAAAAUUUCAUGAAGAAGGAGGGGUCUUCAAGCUCUUGAUCAUAGACUCCAUCAUGGCUCUGUUCCGGGUGGACUUCUCUGGUAGAGGCGAGCUGGCAGAGAGACAGCAGAAGCUGGCACAGAUGCUUUCCAGGCUGCAAAAAAUCUCUGAAGAGUACAAUGUUGCAGUGUUUGUCACAAAUCAGAUGACAGCAGACCCAGGAGCUGGGAUGACAUUUCAAGCAGAUCCCAAAAAGCCCAUCGGAGGUCACAUCCUGGCACAUGCUUCCACCACACGGCUAAGCUUGAGGAAAGGACGUGGUGAAACAAGAAUUGCCAAAAUAUUUGAUAGCCCUGAUAUGCCAGAAAAUGAAGCUACUUUUGCCAUAACUCCUGGAGGGGUAGCAGAUGCAAAGGAGUAAAGAAACGGUUUCUCCAAAGUAGAUAUAAUUAAUGGAACUGUAAGGCUAAAUAAGACACUGGUCAGGUUUACAUUUUACUAAUAACAGUAUUUAUGCAUAUAUUUAUUUGUGAAAAGUUGUUUGCUUUGUCUGUUUCUUACCAUGUAUUGUUUUUAUUUUGUAUGUGAUUUUUGUGUAAACUGUGAAUUGACUUAUACUGGCUGUCAGUUCAAUAAACUCUAACUUGCUCAGUGGUUGAAAA
Molecule: messenger RNA, 1499 nt
Organism: Pygocentrus nattereri (red-bellied piranha)
Lineage: Eukaryota; Metazoa; Chordata; Actinopteri; Characiformes; Serrasalmidae
Gene: dmc1
Product: DNA meiotic recombinase 1
Exons: 13
Coding region: 230-1258 (342 amino acids)
Biological process (GO): DNA repair; chromosome organization involved in meiotic cell cycle; reciprocal meiotic recombination
Cellular component (GO): condensed nuclear chromosome; nucleus
Molecular function (GO): ATP hydrolysis activity; ATP-dependent DNA damage sensor activity; single-stranded DNA binding
Source: RefSeq, a predicted model, not a curated record